AUGGAUCACUCAAUUCAACGCCUGUUGAAUGACAAGCUUUAUGAUCGGAGGAAGCAGGGGGCUUUGGAGCUCGAAAAAGUCGUCCGCGAUGCCGUAUUCCGGGGCGAACACGAGGAGAUCCAGAAGAUCGUCGACCAGCUUUGCCAUGACUACGCUUACGCCGUACACCAACCGCAUGCGAGAAACGGUGGUCUGAUCGGGUUGGCCGCCGCCUCUAUUGCACUCGGAUCUGAGGGAGUUGCGCCGUAUUUGAAGGAAAUCGUACCCCCGGUCCUGGCAUGUUUUUCCGAUCAGGAUGCCCGCGUCCGAUAUUACGCUUGUGAGAGCAUGUACAACAUCGCCAAGGUUGCGAAAGGCGAGGUUCUGUUGUUCUUUAAUGAGAUAUUCGAUGCGCUCUGUAAAUUAGCGUCCGAUUCCGAACUCUCCGUCAAAAAUGGCGCAGAGCUUCUUGAUAGACUGGUCAAGGAUAUUGUGUCGGAGUCUGCUGCCUCCUAUGUAUCGAUUUUACAGCUUUCUGAGAAGCAAAACUUUGACUCUGAAAGCGUGGAGGAAGUAGAUCUGCCAACCGCCUUCUCGCUCCCGAAAUUCAUCCCUCUCCUAAAAGAGCGCAUCUUUGUGAUCAGCGCGUUCACUCGCAUGUUUCUAGUAUCUUGGCUGACACUGUUGGAUACGAUUCCGGAUUUGGAACUCGUUUCUUAUCUGCCAGAGUUUCUAGGCGGGUUGAUCAAAUUCCUGGGUGACACUAACAGAGAUGUGAAUGUUGCCACCCAAGCCCUGCUCGACAGGUUUCUUUCGGAGAUCAAGAGGAUCGCACGACUCAAAAAGGGGAUUGAAGAGAGCCGAAAAGACCAGGGAAGCGACAAUAGACAGUCAGGCACGAGUGACAGCGCCAGCACAACCACUACGACGACGCAGACCGUUGCCGUUGAAACGGAAAGCAAUGAGAAUGCCGUGGAAGAUUCCGAUUCGGAAUCUAUCAUUGAUGAUGGGGGAUUGCAGGUUGAUGGCGACUGGAUUCCCGGGCAAGAUGUCCAGAUUGAUCAUGCGAGGAUAUUGGAGAUCCUCGUGGGUUUCGUCAACACCUCUUUCGACGAGGAGAUGCAAUUGACCGCACUCCGCUGGAUUGAUAACUUUUUCGAGAUCAGCCCCGAAGAUAUUCUGCCCUUCGUGCCGCGUCUUCUGACCCAGGUACUCCCAGCAAUGUCCAGCGGUUCGGAUCAGGUGCGGCAGGCCGCAAACAGAGUGAACACAUCUCUACUCGAAUACAUCGUCACUUUGUCAGAAGACACGUCAGACGAAAUUCAGCAAUCCAGCUCGAAAGCGUUGCCCACGAGUAAGGAAUUUGUCGAGAGGAGAGCCUCCACGCCUAGCAGUAAGCUUACCGACGCAUCAACAGCCGACUCGAGGAAACAGUCUAUACAACCAGAAUCUUCGACCGAGCAAACGCCACGAAGUAGUAUUGAGUCCACCCCGGCGCUAGUCCCGCCAGCAGAUCUUGAUUACGCCGCGGCCGUCAAUUCACUCACCCUUCAGUUCCUCAAUGAGAACGAGGCCACCAGAGUCGCUGCACUCUCGUGGCUGAUUAUGCUACACCGUAAGGCUCCGAAGAAAGUGGUGGCAUUUAACGAUGGAACUUUUCCCGCCUUGCUCAAGACACUGUCGGAUCCGGCCGAGGCAGUUGUCACGAAAGAUCUUCAGCUCCUCUCACAAAUAUCACGGAAUAGUGAUGAUAGCUAUUUCAAAUCGUUCAUGGUCAACCUGCUGCAGUUAUUCUCUACGGAUCGGGGCUUGCUCGAAGUCCGAGGCAAUCUUAUCAUUCGGCAACUUUGCAUGAACCUGAGCCCCGAGCGUAUCUAUCGAACCCUGGCAGACUGUCUCGAGAAAGAAGAGGACAUUGAGUUUGCCAGCAUCAUGGUCCAAAAUUUGAACAACAACCUGAUCACCGCGCCAGAGCUUUCAGAUCUUCGCAAACGACUCCGGAAUUUGGAUUCAAGGGAGGGUCAAAUGUUCUUUGUGGCUCUGUUCAGAUCCUGGUGUCACAAUGCCGUUUCUACAUUUUCUCUGUGCCUUCUAGCCCAGGCAUAUGAACAGGCCUAUAAUCUUCUUCAAGUUUUUGCUGAACUCGAAAUGACCGUCAACAUGUUAAUCCAAAUCGACAAGCUAGUGCAAUUGCUCGAAUCUCCCGUUUUUACCUACCUUCGCCUCCAACUCCUCGAGCCAGAGAGAUACCCCCACCUAUACAAAUGCCUCUACGGAGUCCUCAUGCUCCUCCCGCAAAGCUCCGCCUUUGCCGCGUUGAAAAACCGCCUCAACAGUGUCAGCAACAUCGGUCUUCUUCACACCGGUCCUCGACUAACAAGCACAUCCUCCUCAUCAGCCACCUCAUCCUCCACCACCCCCUCCUACGAACGCCCAACAGGCCGCCUCAAGCGCGAAGACUCCUCCAUCCGCUGGGUCGAACUCCUCGACAAGUUCAAAUCCGUACAAGAAAAAGCCCGCCGCUCACAACAACGCGCCUCCUCCCAACGACCCUACGACCUGGACGGUCCCUCCUCCUCCGGGUUCCAGAAUCCGUCCCUAGCAGCCGCCCUCAAUGACCCCGCCCAGCGGCAAUCCAGGGAUAAGACCCUCCCUGAUACGCCGCGUGGAGGACUUGGGGGCGUUGAGGGAAAGGGGAAUCCAGGCGGCUCGGGUGCGUCUGGUACUGGUGCCGGGGGAGCGGAGUCUGCGCAGAGAGGAUCACUUUUGGGGGGCUCGCAUCGACAUAAAUCUAGUUUGCCGAAUUUGGGGAGGUUGGGGAUUGGGGGGAAGAAGUUUAAGAGAUAG
Messenger RNA from Aspergillus melleus, 2826 nucleotides. Its product is annotated as VAC14 family protein. Lineage: Eukaryota; Fungi; Ascomycota; Eurotiomycetes; Eurotiales; Aspergillaceae. The record is from RefSeq and is a predicted model, not a curated record. The transcript is spliced from 10 exons. Gene Ontology annotation, biological process: phosphatidylinositol biosynthetic process; positive regulation of kinase activity. The coding region runs from base 1 to 2826 and encodes 941 amino acids. Gene Ontology annotation, cellular component: fungal-type vacuole membrane; PAS complex; endosome membrane.